AUGCCUAUCACUAACAAGGAGGCUGCUCCCGGUGCUGCCAUGAAGGCCGAGAUCGAGGACUACACCAAGGCCCUGGAGGUCGUGAAGACCUACACCGUUCGGGAUGGUCUUGAUAUCGAUACUCUGCUGGACUCGGACAAGCACGGAGCUCUGACUUACAAUGACUUCCUCGUCCUGCCCGGCUAUAUCGGCUUUGCCGCCUCCGACGUUAGCCUGGACAGCCCCGUCACCAAGCGCAUCUCCCUGAAGGCUCCCCUCCUGUCCUCGCCCAUGGACACUGUCACUGAGCACAACAUGGCCAUCCACAUGGCUCUGCUCGGUGGUCUGGGUGUCAUUCACCACAACUGUGCCCCCAACGACCAGGCCGAGAUGGUCCGCAAGGUUAAGAGAUACGAGAACGGCUUCAUUCUGGACCCCGUCGUUCUUGCUCCUACUGCCACUGUCGGUGAGGCUAAGGACCUCAAGGCCAAGUGGGGAUUCGGUGGCUUCCCAGUCACUGAGAACGGAACCCUUCGUUCCAAGCUUAUUGGUAUGGUCACCUCUCGUGACAUUCAGUUCCACCAUGAACUGAACGACCCCGUCACCUCUAUCAUGGCCACUGAUCUGGUCACCGCCCCCGCUGGCACUACUCUGGCUGAGGCCAACCAGGUUCUCCGUCAGUCCAAGAAGGGCAAGCUGCCUAUUGUCGAUGAGGCUGGUAACAUUGUCUCCCUGCUGUCUCGCUCGGACUUGAUGAAGAACCUGCACUACCCUCUGGCCUCCAAGCUCCCCGACUCUAAACAGCUCAUCUGUGCUGCUGCGAUCGGCACCCGCGAGGAGGACAAGGCUCGUCUUAAGCUCCUUGUUGAGGCUGGUCUGGACAUUGUUAUCCUGGACAGCAGCAACGGUAGCAGUAUGUACCAAGUUCAGAUGGUCAAGUACAUCAAGGAGACAUUCCCCGACAUUGAUGUUAUUGCCGGUAACGUUGUUACCCGUGAGCAGGCUGCUGUUCUGAUUUCUGCCGGUGCCGAUGGCCUGAGAAUUGGCAUGGGUAGCGGUAGUGCCUGUAUCACCCAGGAGGUCAUGGCUUGUGGCCGUCCCCAGGCUGCUGCUGUCCGCAGUGUCUCUGCCUUCGCUGCUCGUUUUGGCGUUCCCUGCAUUGCUGAUGGUGGUAUCCAAAACGUUGGUCACAUCGUUAAGGGUCUGGCCAUGGGUGCUAGCACUGUCAUGAUGGGCGGUCUCCUUGCCGGUACCACCGAGUCCCCUGGCGAGUACUACGUUAGUAACGAAGGCCAGCUCGUCAAGGCCUACCGUGGUAUGGGCUCCAUCGCCGCCAUGGAGGACAAGAAGGCCGGUGCCAACAGCAAGGAUAGCAAGGCUUCCAACGCCGGCACUGCCCGUUACUUCUCUGAGAAGAGCAACGUUCUGGUCGCCCAGGGUGUUGCUGGCUCCGUCCUUGACCGCGGUUCCGUUACCAAGUUCAUCCCUUACCUCAUGGCUGGUGUCCAGCACUCUCUUCAGGAUAUGGGUAUCGAGAGCCUGGACAGCCUGCACCAGGGUGUUAACAACGGCAUUGUCCGCUUUGAGAUGCGUAGUGCAAGUGCUAUGACCGAGGGUAAUGUCCACGGUCUGCACAGCUACGACAAGAAGCUUUACUCGUAG
Penicillium waksmanii is the source of this 1641-nucleotide messenger RNA. Its product is annotated as putative IMP dehydrogenase. Gene Ontology annotation, cellular component: cytoplasm. The coding region runs from base 1 to 1641 and encodes 546 amino acids. Lineage: Eukaryota; Fungi; Ascomycota; Eurotiomycetes; Eurotiales; Aspergillaceae. Gene Ontology annotation, molecular function: IMP dehydrogenase activity. The transcript is spliced from 3 exons. Gene Ontology annotation, biological process: GTP biosynthetic process. The record is from RefSeq and is a predicted model, not a curated record.